Messenger RNA from Clupea harengus (Atlantic herring), 1931 nucleotides. RefSeq names its product glutamyl-tRNA(Gln) amidotransferase, subunit B (gene gatb). The record is from RefSeq and is a predicted model, not a curated record. Gene Ontology annotation, molecular function: glutaminyl-tRNA synthase (glutamine-hydrolyzing) activity. Bases 28 to 1689 code for a protein of 553 amino acids. Gene Ontology annotation, cellular component: glutamyl-tRNA(Gln) amidotransferase complex; mitochondrion. Lineage: Eukaryota; Metazoa; Chordata; Actinopteri; Clupeiformes; Clupeidae. Gene Ontology annotation, biological process: glutaminyl-tRNAGln biosynthesis via transamidation; mitochondrial translation. The transcript is spliced from 13 exons.
CCCAUGAAUUUCUAGAAAUCCGUAAUCAUGGCGGCCGCCUCAGCAGGGUUGAGUAGCAUGAUAUACAAUUGCAACAAACAAAAACAUGUUUCUGUUCUUACUUCAAAUACAGUUUAUCUUGUUUUAAAAAGAAGAAUUAGCACGUGUAUUUAUCGUCCUCAAAGUAAGCUCCAAACUAAAAAGAAGAGUGUUCCUCAAGGGAUGGUGGGAGUCAUUGGCCUGGAGAUCCAUGCUCAGAUCAACUCCUUGACAAAGCUCUUCUCUGGUUCACAAGUCAAGUUCUUAGCACCACCUAAUUCACUCGUCUCAUUCUUCGAUGCAUCCCUUCCGGGCACAUUACCAGUGCUGAAUAAGAGAUGUGUGGAGGCUGCAGUGAUGACAGGCCUGGCCCUCAACUGCUCCAUCAACAGGAAGUCACUGUUCGACAGGAAACACUACUUUUACGCCGACAUGCCUGCGGGCUACCAGAUCACGCAGCAGAGGCUGCCCAUUGCAGUGGACGGCACGCUGACCUACAGCUACCUGGGCGGCCCCAAGAGGAACCAGAUGAUCACCAAGAGCGUCCACAUCAAGCAGAUCCAGCUGGAGCAGGACAGCGGCAAGAGCCUCCAUGAUGAGCAGCGCAACCAGACCCUCAUCGACCUCAACAGGGCAGGUGUUGCUCUGAUGGAGCUGGUCAUGGAGCCUGAGAUGAGUUGUGGGGAGGAAGCGGCGGCAGCUGUCCGAGAACUCCAGCUCAUCCUGCAAACACUGGGGACAAGCAAGGGCAACAUGGCAGAGGGCCAGCUGAGGGUGGAUGCUAACGUGUCUGUGCACGUGCCCGGGGAGCCACUGGGCACCAGGGCGGAGGUGAAGAACAUCAACAGCGCCCGUUUCCUGGCCAGGGCCAUAGAUUAUGAGAUCCAGCGUCAGAUGGAGUUGCUUGAACAGGGUGGAGUUGUGCAGAAUGAGACCCGAUCUUUUGACCAGAAGACUGGCACAACUGUUCCAAUGAGAGACAAGGAGGACUUUCAGGACUACAGGUUUAUGCCCGAGCCUAAUCUGCCCCCUCUGAGGGUGUAUGACAGUGCCAGCGUGCCGGCAGGGCUGGCCCGGUCUCAGGUGGUGCUGGUGGACCAGCUGCAGUCCUGCCUGCCCGAGCUGCCCAGCGUGCGCAGGGAGAGGCUGGUGCAGACCUACGGCAUCCUGCCCGAGCACAGCUUCACACUGGUGCAUGAAGAUGGGCUGCUGGACUAUUUUGAGAGCGUGGUGAGCUCCACCAAAGCUGAGCCCAAGAAGGUGAUUGGCUGGGUGAUGAAGGAGCUGGUGGGGUCUCUGAACCAGCAGAGUCUCCAGGUCAGCCAGAGCCCGGUCUCUCCGCAUGCCCUGGCUGAGCUCUUGGAUCUGCUGGAGGCCGGUUCCAUCUCCUCCUCCGCUGCUAAACAUGUCUUCCAGGAGCUGUGGAAGAAUCCAGGGAAGAGUGCAGAGCAGGUGGUCCGUGAGCAGGACCUGGGCCUACUGUCUGACCCCGCCCAGCUCCGCUCCAUCUGCCAGAGGGUUGUGGACACACACCCAGAGCAGGUCCUAGCCAUUCAGCGGGGAAACCACAAGGCCCUGAACAAACUGAUGGGCGAGGUUCAGAAGGAGACUAAAGGACGAGCCAACCCGGUGCAGAUCCGCUCCAUUCUCCAGCAGAUAGUCUCACCCUGAGGGCCAGGCCUAGUGGCCGUCACAGCAGAGCACUCAUCUGGGGGGAAGUCUAGUGGCCGUCACAGCAGAGCACUCAUCUGGGGGGAAGUCUAGAGAAUCCCUCCAGCCUGCACAGCUCAUUGGUGGUUUGAUUUCAUCUUCAUUAGUCUCAACUGUCUGUUGUGUUUUGUAAGCUGCUGCUUAUUCAGUAGGCAGCUGCAUGCAUCAGCAAUCAUGUAAAUAAAUUCUAUUUAUUUUUCUGA